Molecule: messenger RNA, 1212 nt
Organism: Durusdinium trenchii
Lineage: Eukaryota; Dinophyceae; Suessiales; Symbiodiniaceae
Source: the annotation of a GenBank genome assembly
AUGGCCACCCUGAUCGAUUCAGAAGCGCAAUUUCUUCAGCGUGCGAAAGAUUUCAAAAUCUCCGAUGGAAUGACUUGCAAUUUGAAGCUUGCAGGCCUGACGACGUUUGGACUUCUCGCCUACGCUCAUGGGCAACCUGGCCAGGCCCUCAAUGAUGCUGCCUUUGACGCUUGGAUUGCAGGGAACUUAGACUCAGCAGCGAGCCUUGCAGAUUCAUCAGGAGUCAAGCGGCUCCUUUUUGAGGCUCAAACGCUUGUUUUGGCCGCAUUGAAAGAGCAGAUCACGUCGCCGGAAUCUUCUGUGGUGAAAAGAGUUCCUGCUGCGGAACGAGAAUCGAGAAUGGCAGCACUUCGAGCCCAGCUAACAGGAUUGGUGUUGGAAGGCCCUCUAGAACCCAGCCAUAGCCUCCUUGACUUGUGUGCAAGUAUGCAUCAGUUGAACGAAGUGAGGUAUUUGGCACCAGAGAAGUGUGUGUCGCGAACGCAUGAAGUCCUCCAUCAGAAACAGCCAACAAAGCAGAUUGACAUCUCAGCUGACUCCUUAGUCGUGAAGGAGGCUCGCGAUGUUCCAGACUCUUCGGUCCAAUCAGCCUUACAGGUGCAGGAAGCGUUGCUGAGGAGAGGCAUAGCCCUGGCAUUUGCUGGUCUUGUCACAUACCCAGAGUAUAGCAGAUAUGUCACGGCGCUAUUCAUGCACUUGCACCGUGAGCCACCGCCUGGAUACAAUCGAUGUGCAGUCUCGCAGCUAGUUGCCGCUGAUAAAGCUGUGUGGCAGAAGCUGCUUGAAGAGAACAAGACACCCAGGCGUACCGCUGCAGGCAACCUGCCCUUGGACACAGAGUUGAGCGCAGCGUUGCACAGCUACCAGGUUUCUUUUGCUUUGUUGCCGCUUCCGUCCAAGGGAAAGGGUCCGUCUGUAAAACGAAACGCUGCAGGAAAAGCUGAGCAAGAUGACCAUAAGGUCUGGGAGCCUCCGUUGAAGAAACAGAAAGGCAAAGGUAAGCAAAAGGGGCGAGGCAAACCGAGUGUCCCCGCUGAGAUUGCGAAGUUGGGCGGAGUUGCCAGAAAUCCGAAUAACGAAAACAUUUGUUUUGCGUUCAACUGUAGCGGGUGCUCAGAAGCUGCUGAAGGAGCACGAUGUAGGCGAGGGUGGCACAUUUGUACCAAGUGUUUCGGCGUGCAUUCCAUUCGCACUCAUGACAAAAGCUCAUGA